Tachyglossus aculeatus (Australian echidna) is the source of this 1489-nucleotide messenger RNA. It is a transcript of the gene GABPA, whose product is annotated as GA binding protein transcription factor subunit alpha. Gene Ontology annotation, cellular component: nucleus. The transcript is spliced from 10 exons. NCBI's taxonomy places the organism in Eukaryota, Metazoa, Chordata, Mammalia, Monotremata, Tachyglossidae. Gene Ontology annotation, molecular function: sequence-specific DNA binding; DNA-binding transcription factor activity, RNA polymerase II-specific. The record is from RefSeq and is a predicted model, not a curated record. Gene Ontology annotation, biological process: cell differentiation; regulation of transcription by RNA polymerase II. The coding region runs from base 102 to 1466 and encodes 454 amino acids.
GCGGAUAGGCGGAGGAGGAGGAGGAGGAGGACGCCGAGGGGAGCCGGAGCCGGGGCGACGACGGGGGCCGCGCGGGAUUCAUCCCGGGGGAAUUUUCAGCCAUGAGUAAGCGAGAAGCGGAGGAGCUGAUAGAAAUUGAGAUCGACGGGACGGAGAAACAGGAAUGCACGGAGGAAAGCAUCGUGGAGCAGACGUACGCCACGGCCGAGUUUGUGAGUCAGGCCAUUGACAUCAACGAACCCGUCGGCAAUCUCAAGAAACUGCUAGAGCCGAGGCUCCAGUGUUCGUUGGAGGCCCACGAGAUCUGCCUGCAGGAUAUCCAGCUGGACCCGGACCGCAGCCUAUUCGACCAGGGCGUGAAGACCGAUGGAACGGUGCAGCUCAGCGUGCAGGUCAUCUCCAGGCAAGGGAUAGAGCCGAAGCUGAACAUCCUUGAGAUCGUGAAGCCCGUGGAGACGGUGGAGGUGGUCAUCGACCCCGACGCCCACCAGACGGAGGCCGAGGCCCACCUGGUGGAGGAGGCCCAGGUGAUCACCUUGGACGGCACCAAGCACAUCACCACCAUCUCGGACGAGACCUCCGAGCAGGUGACCCGAUGGGCGGCGGCCCUGGAAGGCUACCGGAAGGAGCAGGAGCGACUGGGCAUCCCUUACGAUCCGGUCCAGUGGUCGACGGACCAGGUCCUCCACUGGGUGGUCUGGGUGAUGAAGGAGUUCAGCAUGACGGACAUCGACCUCAACACGCUGAGCGUGCCCGGCCGCGAGCUGUGUAGCCUCAACCAGGAGGACUUCUUCCAGCGCGUCCCCCGCGGAGAGAUCCUCUGGAGCCACCUGGAGCUCCUGCGUAAAUACGUGCUGGCUAGCCAAGAGCACACGGGGGAGAUCGCCACGGUCACGAUCGAUCAGCCCGUGCAGAUUAUCCCCGCCUCAGUCCAGCCCGCCACCCCCACCACCAUCAAAGUCAUCAACAGCAGCGCCAAAGCAGCUAAGGUGCAGAGGGCCCCGAGAAUCUCAGGGGAGGACAGGAGUUCCCCCGGGAACCGCACAGGGAACAAUGGUCAGAUCCAGCUGUGGCAGUUCCUGCUGGAGCUCCUGACGGACAAGGACGCCCGGGACUGCAUCUCUUGGGUGGGCGACGAAGGGGAGUUCAAGCUCAACCAGCCCGAGCUGGUGGCCCAGAAGUGGGGCCAGCGCAAAAACAAGCCCACCAUGAACUACGAGAAGCUCAGCCGCGCUCUGAGGUAUUACUACGACGGGGACAUGAUCUGCAAAGUGCAAGGCAAGAGGUUCGUGUACAAGUUCGUCUGCGACCUGAAGACGCUCAUCGGGUACAGCGCGGCCGAGCUGAACCGGCUGGUCACCGAGUGCGAGCAGAAGAAACUGGCCAAGAUGCAGCUGCACGGCAUCGCCCAGCCCGUGGCCGCCAUGGCCCUGGCCACGGCCUCGCUGCAGGCGGACAAAGAGUAGUCCCGCUCCCACCCCCCUCCGGC